ACAGGAACUUAGAAGAAGGAGGGAGGAAGUGGGCGUAGAGUUGAGAAAACAGAAAAGGAAACAACAACUGUCAAAGAGGCGUAAUGUUCCUAAUGCUGAACUGUUAAUGCAUGAGCAACAUAAUGUUACAAGUGUUGCAUUACAAGCUGUUGGUGACAUUGUAACUGGUGACGAUAUGAAAACUCAAGUCAACUUGAACUGUUCAGCAUUAACUUGCUUAUUACAUUUACUUGGACAAUCACGAGAAAGUAUCCGUAAAGAAGCUUGUUGGAUGGUAUCUAAUAUAAUUGCUGGAAACCCACAACAAAUACAGGCUGUUAUAGAUGCCAAAAUUUUCCCAGUUAUAAUUAAUAUUUUGGGUAAAGCUGAGUUCAAAACUCGUAAAGAAGAUGCCUGGGCUAUAACCAAUGCCACAAGUGGAAAAACAGCAGAUCAGAUUCGAUACUUAGCAGAUCAAAAUUGUAUUCCUCCAUUGUGUGAAUUGUUCACAGUAAUGGACACAACGAUUAUUCAAGUGGCAUUAAAUGGUUCAGAAAAUAUUUUACGCCUUGGAGAAUAAGAUGCAGUCCAUCACAAUGGAGUUAGUCCAGAUUUCAGUUAUAGAAUGGUGUGCACUUAGAAAGUUUGAACUCAUUGAACUUGAGCAUUCAGAUCCUCGAGAUAUCAUGGACCUUGAAGAGGAUCAAAGUAAAUAUGGAAUAGAUGGUAAUAUUGAAGCUCUAGAAACUCAUAUGUGGCCAAAUAUUAAUCUGAAAGAUUCAAGAAAAACCACUAUUCAAGAGCCUGAACCCAAAGUUAAUAAAGUUGGGGAUCAACUGGAGAAUGUUAGGAUAAAUAACACAUAGGACAUUUCAGAGCGUUUACAAAUGGAGAGUGUAUAAGAUGGAAUUAUGAAUAACGAAUGAGCAAAUUUUGGUAAAUUAUUUAGUCAUUGAAGGGCUUGCAACACAAACAAAGAUACUCCGUGGCUGAUUAUAAAGUCUGAAAAAUUAUGUAUAAAAAUAGUCAUGGUAAAUAUUUUAUGUAAAACUUUAUUAAAAUAAAAAUGUAUUUGAAUAACACUAUUAUAAAUGAUUUUCAUUAAUUAACAAAAUUAUAUUGAUCACUUUAUAUCACAUAAAGGUGAUUACAUUAUACAAACUAGUAUAAUGAUUUUUAUAAUAAAUAAAUAAUACGUCCAUUAUAAACUUAGGCUUUAUAUGAACCGUUGAGUUCUAUUAUUAGUUACAAUUAGUAUCACACAUUUGAUAUACCCUGACUUUUCAAGUUUUAUUCCAUUCUAAUGAUAAGUUUUGACUGAUGGUGCAUCAUGAGCUGCCACAUGAAUGGUUUGAUUAGAAGCCAAAUCCCAACAUUUGACCAUUUUAUCACAUGAUGCCAUAAAAACUUGUUACAUCCUCAAAAUUACAUUUAAAAUAUAGUAAGCAGUAAAAAAGGCACAUAAAUAUAAUACAUAAAUAUAAUACUUACAUCAUUACUCACAGCAUGUUUUGCAAAAAAAAAA
Molecule: messenger RNA, 1504 nt
Organism: Nasonia vitripennis (jewel wasp)
Lineage: Eukaryota; Metazoa; Arthropoda; Insecta; Hymenoptera; Pteromalidae
Product: importin subunit alpha-7-like
Exons: 5
Coding region: 107-559 (150 amino acids)
Biological process (GO): NLS-bearing protein import into nucleus
Cellular component (GO): nucleoplasm; nucleus
Molecular function (GO): protein binding; nuclear import signal receptor activity
Source: RefSeq, a predicted model, not a curated record